Molecule: messenger RNA, 919 nt
Organism: Orbicella faveolata
Lineage: Eukaryota; Metazoa; Cnidaria; Anthozoa; Scleractinia; Merulinidae
Source: RefSeq, a predicted model, not a curated record
AUUUCUGGUAGCAGACAGCGGACUAUGGGCAGUGUGCUGGUAUACACAUCUUCCGGUUCAUCCUUCAGAAACAAAAUCAAACUUCCGCUUUUAGCCGCCAGGUGCUUAAAUGAAGUUUUUGUGAACUCUCCAAAUCUUAAUUUUACUGUGCCAGAGUGAACAACGCCAGGAAUCUGCGAUUGUGACGAACCAAGACGGGAAUUUUUUUUCCCGUUUUGUCCUAUUUCGUGAUUGGUCGCCUCGACCCCACGCCGCUGUGUAGGCCAUUUGCUCUACAAUAUAUUUAUAAUCAUGGCGGCUUCGGAAGGUGAUCAUCGUGUCCAAAAAUCUGCGGCUGCAGCACAAAGACCGCCUCAUCUCAAGGCUUUAGAGGGAUUAAGCUUUUCUGAAAGCAUGUCGAGACGACCCCCUCGCCUUCGAAGGCGCUCAAUUUCGGUGUCAUCGACCGAUAGUUAUGGGAGCUCAGCUAGCUAUUCCGAUAGUUACUCAUCUGACGAAGACGAUGUUUCUCCAAGGGAAAGAUCUCAGAAAAACAGCAGUGGUGGAUCAGAUUUUUGUGUUAAGAAUAUUAAGCUGGCUGACUUUGGUCGCAGGGAAAUUGAAAUAGCGGAACAAGAAAUGCCUGGGCUCAUGCUAUUGAGAAAGCGGAAUUGCACAGACAAGCCGUUAGAAGGGGCCAAAAUUGUUGGUUGCACCCAUGUAACUGCGCAGGCCGCAGUGAGUACACUUUCAACUUGACAACAAGUUUUGUAGGGACAUGACAGUCUUCCAACCCCAGGCGAGGAUUAGAACAGAUAGAAUUUCGGUGAAGGGGUUGGUCUGUGUAACAAAACUAGUUGUAGCUGCUAAGGGUUAAGCAAACAAAAGUUCAAAACUUUACAAUAAUUAUUUCUUGGAAGGUCCUUGCAUGUAUAACACU